Acyrthosiphon pisum (pea aphid) is the source of this 1681-nucleotide messenger RNA. It is a transcript of the gene Arp6, whose product is annotated as Actin-related protein 6. NCBI's taxonomy places the organism in Eukaryota, Metazoa, Arthropoda, Insecta, Hemiptera, Aphididae. The transcript is spliced from 6 exons. The record is from RefSeq and is a predicted model, not a curated record. The coding region runs from base 310 to 1506 and encodes 398 amino acids.
CAUAUUUUAUACCUACCAGUUUACGCGCGGUUUCGUCAAUAUUGGUUUUUUUAUUUCUCCACCGUUUGAGAACCAAUUGUGCAAUGACGCGCAUUUUGAGAACCGACGACGACAACAACAACACUACUUGCCGUUAUCACACACAUCCCGCGUGUUACGCCGAAAAGGCGAAAAGAGUGAUAACCUGACCGUGAUUAUUUGCCGCGGCUGCCACCGGUACGACGACGUUACGCUCACGCGUAAAGCUAUUAAUUCGGCAGCGUCGAUUGCGGUUUUUUUUGUUUCGGUCCCGAAUCGAUUUCAUACGCGAUGAACACGAAAAGUUACAUCUUAGACAACGGUGCAUACACGGCCAAAGUUGGUCACACGGACGAUGAGACGCCCAAGAUUAUACCCAAUUAUAUUAUGAAGGCCAAGAGUGAACGGCGAAGAACAUUCAUCGGUGAUCAGCUUUCAGAGUGCCGAGACAAAUCGGGACUGUACUUCAUGUUGGGCUUUCAAAAGGGUUAUUUGUUGAACUGGGAUAUUCAGAAAACAGUAUGGGAUUACAUAUUCAGUAAAGAUUGUUGCAAAGCCAACUUUUUAGAAAUGCCACUAAUUGUGACUGAACCAUACUUCAAUUUUAGUUCUAUUCAAGAAGGAAUGACAGAAAUGUUUUUUGAAGAAUAUGAGUUCCAAGCUUUAUUGCGAACUAAUGCUGGAAAUCUAUCUUGUUACCAUUAUCACCACGAUAAACCAUCCACCAAAUGUUGUUUGGUUGUCGAAACCGGCUAUAGUUUUACACAUAUUGUUCCUUACAUUUUACAAAAAAAAUUCAAGCCUGGAAUGUUACGUAUCAAUGUCGGUGGCAAAAUUCUUACUAAUCAUUUGAAAGAAGUGAUAUCAUACCGACAGUUACACGUUAUGGAAGAAACAUACGUUAUGAAUCAAUGCAAGGAAGACUUGUGUUUUAUGUCUACAGAUUUUGAUCGAGAUCAUAAAAUUGCAAAAAUGAAAUGGCCUAAAAAUACUAUUGUCAGAGACUAUGUUCUACCUGAUUACACAACUGUGAAUAGAGGAAUUAUAAGAACAUUAGACGAGACCUCUGUGAGCAGAACUAUAGAUAAAGAUCAACAAGUUUUACGAAUGAACAAUGAACGUUUUACCAUACCAGAAAUCUUAUUUUAUCCAAAUGAUAUUGGGAUACCACAAAUGGGUAUAUCAGAAGCAAUCAUUCUCAGUAUAAAUUUGUGUCCAGAAGAGACUAGACCUCAUUUAUAUAACAACAUUAUUGUAACCGGUGGUAACGGUUGUUUUCCUGGUUUUGAAGAGCGUCUUACUAAAGAAGUGCGGGCUCUUGCUCCUGAUGAAUUUGAUGUUUCAGUAACUGUACCUGAAAAUCCCAUUACAUAUGCUUGGCAUGGAGGAAAUUUACUAAGUAAAGAUCCAGACUUUUUUUCGCUUGUGGUGACUAAAGAAGAAUACGAUGAAGAAGGAUUUUCUGCAUGCCAUCGAUUUGAUGUUUAAAGACAAUAAGACUGAAAAAAUAAAACAUAAGUUAUUAUUUAUUAAUUAUUACAUAUAAAUAUUGUAAAUUUGGUUUAACUUCUAUGAAACAAAGUGUAUGAAAAUACCAAUAAAAUUAUAUUUUAUGAAUUUAAAAAUAAAACUUUUUAGAUGGUGAAUUACUUUUUGACUAGGA